UUACGAAAGGAAAAGUCAUCACCUCCAACUUCAUAUAUAUCUCUCUCUCAUCUAGCUCUCAAAUUAUCACAGAAAAGCACAGACAUAUACUCAUGGACUGGUUCUCUUGGCUAUCUAAAACCGGCCUUGAGCCGUCUCUUGUUUACGAGUAUGGUCUUGCUUUUGCCCACAACGAGCUCGAAGAAGAAGAUAUAGUUUAUUUCAACCAUGAGUUUCUACAGAGCAUGGGGAUUGCCAUAGCCAAACACAGGCUGGAGAUCCUCAAGCUUGCUAGAAAGGAGAAGGGAGCAAGCCCGCGUUCCAUGUCAAGGCUUCUGGUGGCGAUCAGGCGGACGAAGAGGUGCUUAGCCAAAUACAUCCGUACGUGGACUCGCCCCAAGGAGUCGUCGGCUCUCGUGGUUGUGCCGAGGCCCGGCUAUGGGACGAGAUGGAAGGGAGCGAUGUUGAAGAGGAACAAAAGAUUGAUGACGACGACAGCGACGGCGAAGCAAGGUAGGCUGCUGCUCACAAAUGGGAGUCCUCGUGUUGAUAAUUACUCGAGCCCUGUGGUGUAUGAUCUCCGGAAGGAGGAAAAGACGGAGAGCAGCGAUGAUGGGUACUGGUUGACCGGAGUCGAAGAGAUCAGGUGGGAUACUCUGUUUCAGGAUUUGAAACCCACGUGAAUUUUCUUCCCUUCUGUUGUUUUUUUCUGAUCUCUGGAGUUAAUUUUAAUGGUGAGAGAUGGGUUUUUUUGGGUUCUUCCACCAUAGGGUUUUGAAUCUUUUGAUUGUGUGUUUCAGAAGAUUUUUAUGUGUUUUUUUUUAAUUUUUUUUAAUUUUUUAUCGUUAGUGGUGGGUGGGUCAUGAAGAUGACAAACUUUAGCACCAUAGGUCUGCUUCAGCAAUGAGAUUGUCUCCCCUGCUUUUGUAUGUUCAAUGUCUUUAUUGAAAGAUAGAAAAGAAAGCACUAGUCUUUAGAGUCUUGGCCAGAAGAAGUGUAUGUGAUUUUUAUAUAUAUUUUUAAUUUUUAUAUGUAUGAAGGAAAAAAUUUCCUA
Messenger RNA from Alnus glutinosa, 1033 nucleotides. RefSeq lists its product as uncharacterized. Lineage: Eukaryota; Viridiplantae; Streptophyta; Magnoliopsida; Fagales; Betulaceae. The transcript has a single exon. Gene Ontology annotation, molecular function: protein binding. The record is from RefSeq and is a predicted model, not a curated record. The coding region runs from base 93 to 662 and encodes 189 amino acids.